Thalassophryne amazonica is the source of this 1552-nucleotide messenger RNA. It is a transcript of the gene doc2a, whose product is annotated as double C2-like domains, alpha. The record is from RefSeq and is a predicted model, not a curated record. Lineage: Eukaryota; Metazoa; Chordata; Actinopteri; Batrachoidiformes; Batrachoididae. The transcript is spliced from 11 exons. The coding region runs from base 146 to 1456 and encodes 436 amino acids.
UCUCUCUCUCUCUCUCUCUCUCUCUCUCUCUCUCUCUCUCUCUCUCUCCCUAACUCCCUGCCUCUCCCUCCACCUGUUAGUGUCAGUGCGGACCCUCGUGCACCGACAUCCACUCGUUUAUUUUAGAAUCUCGCACAAAGACUCUAUGACGGUGCAGCGUGGAAAGAAGCUCAGCAUCUCCAUCCAGGAACACAUGGCCAUUGAUGUUUGCCCUGGACCAAUUAAACCCAUCCAACAGAUCUCUGCCUAUUUUCCGCGCCUGUCCCCCACCUCCCCCACUCCUGUCUCCCCAAACCCCACCAGCUCCCCACUGUCCCUCAGCCCCACUGCUGUGGCCUCCAGUAUCAGUGGUGCCCAACUCCUGUCGCCUCUGCUGCCCUAUGGCAGGGUGGGUGGCGGCGGCGGUGGCGGCUCCCUCUCGCUGACCAGCAGCGUCGACACGUCGGUGGAGAUCAACAGCUCAGACAGUGACGACUGCACUGCUCUGGGAACUCUGGAGUUUGAGCUGCGAUAUGAGCAGAGUUCCAGUGAACUGCACUGCACGGUUCUCCGGGCCAAGGGGCUGAAGCCAAUGGACUUUAACGGUUUGGCUGACCCGUAUGUCAAACUGCAUCUCCUGCCUGGAGCCUGUAAGGCCAAUAAGCUGAAAACGAAGACGAUUCGUAAUUCUCUGAACCCAGUCUGGAAUGAAACCCUGACUUAUGUGGGGAUCACAGAGGAGGACAUGCACAGGAAGACACUCAGGUUGUCGGUGUGCGAUGAGGAUAAGUUGACUCAUAAUGAGUUCAUCGGAGAGUCUCGUGUGGCACUGAAAAGGGUCAAACUGGGUCAGACAAAACAUUUUCAUACCUGCCUGGAACAUCCACCUCCGCUGCCGUCUCCGACCGCCACGGGAGAAGCGCUGAGAGGAAUAUCCUGUUACCUGAGAGAGUGGGAGAAGGAGCAGCUGCACAGUCUGGAGGAGAGAGGUCGCCUUCUCCUCGCUCUGCAGUUUGUGUGUCCAGUCGGCGUGGAGGAAAAAGCUGGAGAAAAAGGAGGAGGUGGUGAAGGUCGCCGUGAGGGUCUGUGUGUGGGUGUGAAACGCUGCGCCCACCUGGCAGCCAUGGAUGUCAAUGGGUUCUCUGACCCCUACGUCAAAAUAUAUCUGAAGCCAGACAUACAGAAGAAAUCCAAGCACAAAACAGCAGUGAUUAAAAAAACCCUCAACCCAGAAUUCAAUGAGGAGUUUUUCUAUGAGAUCUCACUGUCAGAGCUGGCCAACAAGAUGCUGGAGGUGACCGUGUGGGACUAUGACUUGGGUCGAUCCAACGACUUCAUAGGAGGGGUGUGUCUGAGCGCUCACUCCCAGGGUGACACUCUCCGCCACUGGACUGAGUGCCUGAAGAACAGAGGUCAGAGGAUCGAGCGGUGGCACAUCCUGACCAAUGAACUGCCACGAACCUUCAGCCAUGAUUAAAGCACUGCAUCAUCUCCACCGACUCGGCAGAUUGUCAGGGAUCGUGUCAGAGGCCCACACAGGUUAUGGACAUAUGCAACGUCACCACGGUAACAA